AUGAAAGUUAAAAUCAAAACUUGGAAUGCCGUCGCUACUUGGAGGUGGGAUCUUGAUGAGGAUGAUGUCUGUGGUAUUUGUCAGGUACAUUUCGAUGGGACAUGUCCUACUUGCAAGUAUCCUGGCGAUGAUUGUAGUUUGUUAGAGUGGAUUAAACAAGAUUCUUCCAAAGGACAAUGUCCUAUGUGCAGACAGAGUAAGAUCAUUUGA
Messenger RNA from Sclerotinia sclerotiorum 1980 UF-70, 210 nucleotides. RefSeq lists its product as hypothetical. NCBI's taxonomy places the organism in Eukaryota, Fungi, Ascomycota, Leotiomycetes, Helotiales, Sclerotiniaceae. Gene Ontology annotation, biological process: anaphase-promoting complex-dependent catabolic process; positive regulation of mitotic metaphase/anaphase transition; protein ubiquitination. Bases 1 to 210 code for a protein of 69 amino acids. Gene Ontology annotation, cellular component: anaphase-promoting complex; nucleus. The transcript has 2 exons. The record is from RefSeq and is a predicted model, not a curated record. Gene Ontology annotation, molecular function: cullin family protein binding; zinc ion binding; ubiquitin protein ligase activity.